UCCGACUUUUGACCGUUAACUUGGACGGUCAAACGCGUUGACCGUUAGUCAACGCGUUGGCCAAAUUAUUUAUUUUGGUGUAUAGUUCGAGCCAGGAUGUUAUAGAUCAAAAAGAUUGAUCAGAAUGUUUAUUUCGAUCAAAGUUCAGACCAUACGAAAAUAUUAACCAUUACCAAAAACUUUUUUCCUUCUUGGUUGAAGUUUCAAUCCGAUCCUAUUAUCGACAUUCAACGCCAGCGUAGCGACUAGCUACUAGUGAGCGUCUUCCUCCCGUUCCUGUCUCUCUCUCUCUCUCUCCGUCCAUCUCCGAGCUAGACGAGAUGAUUCUCCAGAGCCAAGCUCGAGUGAGCUCUCACUCUCCGAUGUUCUCACUCGUUUCCCAGCGGCCCACUACCCGUUCCCAAUUCCUCUUCCCCAACCAGCGCCACCCACUUCGCCACCGCUCCUUAAAUUGCUCCAUUUCCGCUAAAGCCGCCAUCUCUUCAGAGCCUGCCACCGUCGUCCUGGGUACUCCGCAACACAAGCCCUUCCCAGCCGAGGUCUCCAGAACCAUCGUGGAGUUGUCCUCCGUCGCCACACUCUCGACCCUCACCCAACAAGGUUGCCCUCUGAGCGUCAGCGUUCGUUUCGCUGUGGAUGAUGAAGAUGGGACUCCGGUUAUCUGCCUGGCCGAUUCCCACAGAAUCGUCUCUCAUGACAAGAGGUCUAGCCUCAACAUUCGGCUGGAGCAGAGCGGAAUGCGGACCUCUCAGUGCACAAUUCAGGGUAGUCUAGAGAAGCCCGAGGAUGCAAAGCGGUUAAAGAGGCUCCUAUCCACAUGGAGGAAAAGAUUUGGAGAAGAAGUUAAGGAAGACAGUGUAUACAUUGUUGAUGUUGAAAGAGUACUUCAGAUGGAAGACUUCAUGGAGGAUGGCCUAUGGGUCUCCUCAUCAGACUACAAAAAUGCCCUUCCUGAUCCUCUCCGGAACUCGGCAGAAGAAUUCGUCAAAGAGAUAAAUGCCAAAAACAUGGAAGAUGUCUACAGAUUUUGCAAUGUAUAUGUUGAUCAUGAUUUCCAGGUUUCUGAAGCGAAGAUGAUAUGGGUUGAUAGGCUGGGUUUUGAUGUGCAACUGACCUCUACCGAGAAGGAUGCUUUUAAUGUCCGAAUCCCUUUCCCAAGAGAAGUGACAGAUGAGAAAGGAGCAAAGUCAUCCUUCAAUGGCAUGUCCCAACUGGCAUGGGAAGUGGAGAAAAAUUAUCAAGCUCCAGCUUUUGACAAGGUGAAGCAUUUGAAGCAGAUUACUUCGAGAAGAUCGUAAGAAAUUAAUUUACCGUGGUCCUUUUAGCAUUCCAUGUAGAGAUGAGGCAUAUGUAAAACUGCUUUUUUUACUGAGCUAUCCACCAGAUUUCAUUGUUUGGUGCUUCGCUGCGGGCUUCUUUGUUCAGAACCUUGUAUUGUCAAUAUGAAAAAUGAGGUUGUAUAACUUUUGUUCCUUCCCUAAGGUACCGUUAGAUGUAUGUACUGGACUCCUUAACUUAUGCAUUACAGAACUUCAGCAUUCUUCAACUUCCAAGAUUGACUGGUAUUUUUCUCUUUCAGAGUAUGUGGCUUAACGUUACGUAAAAUGCAGUUAUAUGCAUUUUGGUUGUUGGAUAUACAAAUGAAAUUGUCAGAGAAUGUUAAAUCGAAUGUGUCAGGUAGCCAUCAACGUCAGUCUGAAAUUAUCUGUCAUCAUAUCUUUGAUCUUGCCAAUCCAAUAUGUGUGUGCUGUGUCUAUACCUUCUUCUGGAACAAAGAGCUCAGAAUGGUUUCCAGACCCUGUGCUGUGUAUCUCACAUGCUUUUUGGAGCUAGAAAUUUCCUCCACCAGAAGUUUAUAGCUCUAUAAAUAGCUUCUGUAGACAGGUACCAGAGAUUGAAUCAAGAGGUUGCAGAUUCUCAGCUUCAAGUUUUGAUCAGCGACAACCCAAGCGGACUGCUUCUGGUACAGGUAAUCAAACGCCUCAUUGAAUGUUUUGAACCCUCUUUUAAUAGAAUCCCAGUUGGAUACCUUUGCAGAGGAAGAAUAAACUUGGCCGCCGUCUGGGCGAAGAGUGGCAACCACCUUCCCCCAGCUUUCUCUCAAGUAAAGAGACAUGAAAUGGUCCUUGUACUGUUCAUGAGCCGUGAUCCGGGAAUCUCCCAUCGAAUCUCCAAACUUUGUGCCUCUGAGAUUGCUAAGGCUUCCCGAAGGAUACUCAAAGACUUCCCGACAUUCGAAAGUGUAAGGCUCAUUGGAAAUCGAAUUGUGCUCCAGGGCUUGUAGCAUGUCCAGCAGCCAUUGAAUUUUUUUUUUUUUUUUUGUUUGUAUGAAAUUCCAGAAGCCAUUGAAUUGCUAGCCCGCAGUUGUUGGCUAGAAAAUCCAGCGCUUCCUCCAGCUGCUUCGGUUACGAAAGAUAAGCAUAAAGAUCAGAACUUGGAUCUGCUGAGACCCAAGACUUCUGGAGCUCCUGAUUUGAACCAUGAACUUUCAGCACAGCUUCUGCAGGAUCGACAUGGUCUGCACAAUCGCCGCAAAUGUGCAUUUCUGAGCUGGGGAAGGCCUCACUGCAGCGUCCAAAGGAGAUAAGCUCUGUCCAAUGCGAUCCACUUUUUUUCCCCCCAGUUUUAUGCAAUGCUGCAGCAAGAGCUUUUGAUUUCUCUAAGCUUGGCUUCGAUGCCCUCCUGGCAGAAAGGACAGUAUUCCUAAAGCUGUCUAUUUCGGCCAUUGCCAUAACUAGGAAGGAUUUUCUUUUGGUUUUUUGUUUUUGUUUAUUUGUUGUUAAGUAAGAGGCAUAUAAGUAGAUAUUGCCACAUUCCCAAGCUUUCCAAAAGAAUCCAUGAUCGUCCCUUGCUUUGUUUUCCUAACUUGUACGCCUCAAUUCCAUUAGGCCUGCAAAAGAAAGCUAUUUUCCACGAGGCUGCUCCAUAAUUGCCCUGGAGACACCCACUGACACACUCCUUGUUCCACUCCUUGGAAUUUUUGGAGCACAAACCCUCUUUCUUCAACCACAAAAUUCAUGGAUUGAAUUCUCCUUCCUUAUGUGAGGAGAUUUCAGAUCCACUCAAUGAUAGUAGUGGGACGGGGCAGUUCACAACGAGUAACAUAAAAUGUCAUAAUCCAAAACAAUCCAAAUAACUCGAAGAGGUGAGUUUCAUGACCAUCUUCUUGAAGACGACAUGUAAGUCGUUUUGUUUGAUGUUGCUACCCGAUUGUUCUCGGAACCAACCAAAACUAGAUGGGGGACCUUCACAAUGUCAUCAACCCGCUCUAGGGUUGAUUGUUCUAUCGUACAUGGGUUGAGGUUAUAAUUUAAAAGGAAAACUACGUGAAAUGCAAAAACAAAAUUUUGUGAGGGAUGGAUGGAACAUAAGAGAAUAUACAACCAAACAAAGUCCCUUUACAAAUUCCAUUUCCCAUGAACUUUGGUUACCAUAAGCCCAGUCAAACGUCAUCGAGAAGUUGUCACGGUACGACACAAGUGAUAAGACGUGUGUUGUCAUAGCUUUUUUUUAUGUUUAAUUUCCCAAAAUCUAUCAUUAUGUCGAAGAUCUCUUGAUUGUCAAUUUGUCAUCAACAAUAUUGUAAAUUCGAAUUAUCCACUUUCACAAAUAUAUUAACAUUUUUUAAAUUAAAGUAGCAUUAUGGGUAUAAUAUAUCAAAUUCUGGCCGACAUGUAAUAAUAGAACUCAUGAUUC
Linum trigynum is the source of this 3696-nucleotide messenger RNA. Lineage: Eukaryota; Viridiplantae; Streptophyta; Magnoliopsida; Malpighiales; Linaceae. The record is from the annotation of a GenBank genome assembly.